Bufo gargarizans (Asiatic toad) is the source of this 4866-nucleotide messenger RNA. RefSeq names its product ATPase phospholipid transporting 11A (gene ATP11A). Gene Ontology annotation, molecular function: ATPase-coupled intramembrane lipid carrier activity; ATP binding; magnesium ion binding. The record is from RefSeq and is a predicted model, not a curated record. Gene Ontology annotation, cellular component: plasma membrane; endoplasmic reticulum; trans-Golgi network. The transcript is spliced from 29 exons. Bases 263 to 3847 code for a protein of 1194 amino acids. NCBI's taxonomy places the organism in Eukaryota, Metazoa, Chordata, Amphibia, Anura, Bufonidae. Gene Ontology annotation, biological process: phospholipid translocation.
UGGGAGGGGGGGUGUGAACAGGGAGAAGCACCCGAGGAACUGAUCAUCAAAGGGCAAGAAGAAUCCUCUAGUAGACGAGAGGGGGCAUGCUGAAUGCUGCUGGCACUGCCAGCCACUUGCGGUGCCCACACAGGAAGCAUGUCCACCCGGCCGGCCGCACCGGAGAAGUAACGCAACCCAUGUGCGGCUUCUGCUCCUCGGAUCAUCAGUGGAUGGAUGUGGAAAGUAGGAGCUAGGAAGCAGCAGGAAGCAGGCACCAGCCAUGGAUUGCAGCCUGCUGAGGAGCAUCAUCACCAGAUACUGUACUGGAGAAGAAAAUUGGGUAGACAAUCGCACUAUUUAUGUCGGACACAAGGAACCUCCUCCAGGCACUGAAGCUUACAUUCCUCAGAGGUAUCCAGAUAACAGGAUCGUCUCCUCAAAGUACACAUUUUGGAACUUUAUACCCAAAAACCUGUUUGAACAGUUCAGAAGAAUAGCAAAUUUUUACUUUCUAAUUAUUUUCCUUGUACAGCUUAUCAUUGAUACCCCAACCAGUCCAGUAACCAGUGGCCUGCCACUAUUCUUUGUUAUCACUGUGACUGCAAUUAAGCAGGGAUACGAAGACUGGCUAAGGCACAAAGCAGAUAAUGCUAUGAACCAGUACUCUGUCCAUGUUAUCCAGCAUGGCAAAUUGGUCCGAAAACAAAGUCAGAAACUUAGGGUUGGAGACAUUGUUAUGGUGAAAGAAGAUGAAGUCUUCCCAUGUGACAUGGUACUGCUAUCCUCGAGUAGGGAGGACGGCACAUGUUUUGUUACAACCGCUAGUUUGGAUGGAGAAUCCAGUCACAAGACAUAUUUUUCUGUUCAAGACACAAAAGCGUUUCACAAUGAACAGGAAAUGGACACGUUGCACGCUACCAUAGAGUGUGAACAACCUCAGCCUGAUCUUUACAAAUUUGUUGGUCGGAUCAACAUUUAUAAUGAAACAGAGGACCCCACUGCCAGGCCUCUAGGAUCAGAACAUCUGCUACUUCGUGGUGCUACGUUAAAGAACACUGAAAGAAUUUUUGGUGUUGCUAUAUACACUGGAAUGGAAACCAAGAUGGCAUUAAAUUACCAGUCCAAAUCACAGAAAAGAUCCGCUGUUGAAAAGUCAAUGAAUGCUUUUCUCAUUGUGUACCUGUGUAUUCUGAUCAGCAAAGCCUUAAUUAACACUGUGCUUAAGUACGUGUGGCAGAGCGAGGCUUUCCGAGAUGAGCCCUGGUACAACCAAAAGACGGACUCUGAAAGACAAAGAAAUGUGUUUAUCAGAGCUUUCACAGACUUUCUGGCUUUCAUGGUCCUUUUCAACUACAUUAUCCCUGUCUCUAUGUACGUCACUGUGGAAAUGCAGAAAUUUCUGGGUUCUUAUUUCCUCACCUGGGAUGAGGAGAUGUUUGAUGAGACAACAGGAGAAGGUCCACUUGUGAACACGUCAGAUCUGAAUGAAGAGCUCGGACAGGUUGAAUAUAUAUUUACGGACAAGACUGGAACGCUAACAGAGAACAACAUGGAGUUUAUUGAAUGUUGCAUUGAAGGUCACGUGUACAUACCACAUGUCAUCUGCAACGGGCAGAUCCUUCCCGACUGCAUGGGCAUCGACAUGAUUGAUUCAUCACCAGGAUCUGGAGGAAAAGAGAGAGAAGACCUCUUCUUUCGUGCGCUCUGCCUAUGCCACACUGUCCAAGUAAAAGAUGAAGACCAUGUUGAUGGGGAACGGAAAUCUAGUCAGUCUGGCAAAUCCAGUGUGUAUAUUUCUUCCUCUCCUGAUGAAGUAGCUCUUGUUGAAGGUAUACAACGACUUGGCUAUACAUUUUUGAGACUGAAGGACAAUUACAUGGAGAUCUGUAAUAGAGAAAAUGACAUUGAAAGGUUUGAAUUACUCCAAGUUUUGACAUUUGAUUCUGUAAGGAGGUGUAUGAGUGUCAUAGUGAAAUCCGCUUCAGGUGACAUAUUCUUAUUUUGUAAAGGGGCAGAUUCUUCUAUAUUUCCCAGAGUCAGGGAAGGCAAGGUCGAUCAAAUUCGAGCCAGAGUUGAACGCAAUGCUGUGGAAGGCCUGAGGACUUUGUGCAUUGCAUAUAAAAGGUUUUCACAAGAAGAGUAUGAAGCUGCUGAAAAAUUGCUCACCAGUGCACAUCUAGCCCUGCAGAACAGAGAGAAGAAGCUAGCAGAGGCCUACGAACAAAUAGAGCAGAACCUCAUCUUACUGGGUGCCACCGCCGUAGAAGACAGACUCCAGGAAAAAGCAGCUGAUACCAUUGAAGCGUUACAGAAAGCUGGCAUUAAAGUAUGGGUACUGACAGGGGACAAAAUGGAGACGGCUGCUGCCACCUGUUAUGCCUGCAAACUGUUCAGAAGAAAUACUCAGCUGCUGGAGCUGACAACUAAGAAAAUAGAGGAGCAGAGUUUACAUGAUGUGCUCUUCGAGUUAAGUAAGACUGUCCUGAGGCACAGCGAAAGCUUAACCAGAGACAAUUUCUCAGGGUUUUCAACAGAUUUCCAAGAUUACGGAUUAAUUAUUGAUGGAGCCGCACUUUCAUUAAUAAUGAAACCCAGAGAAGAUGGGAGCUCUACAAAUUACAGAGAGGUCUUCCUGGAGGUCUGCAGGAACUGUAGCGCAGUAUUGUGCUGCCGAAUGGCCCCUCUGCAGAAAGCACAGAUUGUAAAAUUAAUAAAGGCAUCAAAAGAACGUCCGAUUACGCUUGCAAUAGGAGAUGGUGCAAAUGAUGUCAGCAUGAUCCUUGAAGCACAUGUUGGAAUUGGUGUCAUUGGGAAGGAAGGACGACAGGCAGCCAGGAACAGCGACUAUGCAAUCCCUAAAUUCAAGCAUUUAAAAAAGAUGCUGCUUGUCCAUGGCCAUUUUUAUUAUGUUAGAAUAGCAGAGCUUGUCCAAUACUUUUUUUAUAAGAAUGUCUGCUUUAUUUUCCCCCAGUUUUUAUACCAGUUCUUCUGUGGAUUUUCACAACAGCCUUUAUAUGACACCGCAUAUUUGACUCUGUACAAUAUCAGCUUCACUUCACUGCCUAUCCUAUUGUAUAGUCUAAUUGAGCAACAUGUCAGUAUGGAAGUGCUGAAAAGAGACCCAACACUAUACAGAGACAUUGCAAAGAAUGCACUUCUGCGCUGGCGGCUUUUUAUUUAUUGGACCUUCCUGGGAUUGUUCGAUGCCGUAGUGUUUUUCUUUGGGGCUUAUUUCAUUUUUGACAAUGUCACUGUGACUAGCAAUGGGCAGAUGCUGGGAAACUGGACCUUUGGAACACUGGUCUUUACUGUCCUGGUAUUUACAGUGACACUCAAGCUUGCACUGGAUACACAGUACUGGACUUGGAUAAACCACUUUGUCAUUUGGGGAUCACUUGUUUUCUACAUAGUUUUUUCUUUGCUUUGGGGAGGAAUUGUCUGGCCUUUUCUCAAUUAUCAGAGGAUGUAUUAUGUGUUCAUGCAGAUGUUGUCCAGUGGUCCUGCAUGGCUGGGCAUUGUCCUCCUUAUUACAGUCAGUCUCCUCCCUGAUGUUCUCAAGAAGGUUUUAUGCCGACAGUUGUGGCCUACAGCAACAGAAAGGAUCCAGAAUGCUUCCAGCCUGUCUCAGGACCACGUUUCUGAGUUCACACCUCUAGCCUCCAUGCCGAGCCCAAACUACCAAAGCAACGAGUUGAACAGUGAUGCGGCCAGCAGGUCAAAUUAUUAUUCUAAAAAAGUGAUGCUCACUCACUGGCAAAGCAAUGAUUUUUUCAAACUCCCAUCCCUCUUUGGCUAUUCCAAUACCCGCUAUAGUUCCAGCACGGGCUCAUACCUCAGCAGGUCAGGCUUAGAAACAUCCGUGUGACACAUCACCACUGCAAGCCUUUACAAACUCUUUAUUUUUAUUUUAUAAUUUGGGAGAUGCAGCAAAAUGAUUGUCUAGUAAAACUGUAGCCUCUUGGACACCAACUUGCUGUCUGACCAUAAGAGUGAUUGCUCCUUUCUUGGCCAGUGGGCCUGGUGGUUAUCUUUUUUAAAACACUGCAGCAAAGAACAAUUUUCACAGUCUGGUACUGUGUGACUGAUAGCACUGUACAUUUCCCUGUUCCCUGUCCGGAGAUUUCUGUGGUUUAUUAGUCAUGUCCGCUUUCUUUGUUUUAUACUACUGAAUCUUUUGUGUGGAUGAUUUCUACUACAUGUUGUAGUCAACAAGUUGAUAUUUGAUGGAGCACAAUAUGUCAUCUAACUGAAGAUCCUCCUCUCUCUUUCUCUCCUCUGCUGGUACCAAAAGAACAAGCUGGUGUUUCUCUUGUGCUCAUUUCUUUUCAAGAAACUCUGUCUAAGGCUCCUUUCAUUGUAAGUUGCCAAAUAUGUUCAUGUAAUACCUGUGUCUCCUGGUAGCUUUCCCUAGGACCUCUUAGAUGUGUCGUCUGUCCAUCGACAUCCACUGUUUCUUACAAGCUGUGCAUAUUCAGAUGUGCUGUUACAUUGCUGAAAAAGACAUCUCAUGAAGCUCUAUAAAAUACAAUAAAUGUUUAAAAAUGAAAAAAAAAGACAUUGUUCAAAGUCCACAUGUAAAAAUGUCUUCACUGAAUGAAUGUCAUUGUUUGGAUUAUAUUUAUACAUGUAGCAGGGCUAAAGUUGUAAGCUGAUUACAAUACUGCUUCCAGGAUUAGAUGACAAUCUUUGACAGUCUGAUAUAUCUGUAGUUUAUUGCGUUGGGCCUUCCCCCCUCUACAUCGUAAUACUAUGUGUAAUAAAGCUGUCAUAUGUUGUGAUAACCUCAGCUAUGCUUCUAUGUUAUGAGCAUCCAAGACCAAAUUUGUAGAGAGGAUCCAAUAUCUGCAAAAUUAAGGAAAUAAUAAAAGAAAAUGUUCUCUGUGA